CUUUCAGUGACAAAGCGUGCCUGGGGAAGGCAGCGGGAGUGCUGCCGCGUGUGGACUGACAGGUUUCAGAACCAGGGCUGGAGAGGGUGAGCGGGGGCUGAGGGCAACGCGGCCGCAUCCUGCCCCAGGGAGGGGCGCGGGCCUGGGCUGGAGGCUUUGUGCCAGGCAAGGGCAGGGCUCUGGUUCAGGGGGGAAACCCCCCAGGCAGACACAGAGAGAGGGGGGGGUGGAGCCACGGAUGGAUGGAGACAGAGGGGGACACACGGACACAUGGACGGAGGACAGACAGACAGACACACACGGGUGGAUGGACACACAGCUGGAAGGAGACAUGGAGACUGACAGACCAACUGAUAGAUGGGCAGGCAGACAGACCGGCAGGUGGGUGGACAGAAGGACAGACAGGCAGAUGGAUGUGUGGACAGACAGACCAACGGACAGAUAGGUGGGUGGAUGGGAGGUGGGCGGAAGGAUAGACAGACGGACCAAGGGAGAGACAGACAGACAGAUGGGCUGGUGGACAGAUGGAUGGACAGACCGACCAACAGAUGGGAAGAUGGAUGGACGCGGGCGGAUGGACAGAUGGAUGGACGGACAAGCAUACAGAUGGACAGACCGGCGGACGGGCAGGUGGGUGGACAGAAGGACGGAUGGACAGCCAGAUGGAUGGAGAGCUGGGUGGACAGAUGGACAGACUGACGGAUGGACAGGUAGGUGGGCAGAUGGGUGGACGGAACGACAGACGGACAAACAGACGGACGGACACACCGGCAGAUGGACGAAUGGAUGGACAGACGGACCAGUGGGCAGACCAACAGACAGGCAUAAGGACCAAUGGGUGGAACAACAGACAGGCGUAUGGACCAAUGGACGUACAGAUGGAUGGACUGACAGACAGAUGGCUGGACUGAUGGAUGGACUGACAAGCGUACAGAUGGACAGACAGACCAAAGGACGGACAGAUGGACCAGCAGUUGGGUGGACAGAAGGACAGACAGGCAGACAGAUCAACAGAUGGACAGACAGAUGGAUGGGCGUAUGGACCAACGGACGGACAGGUGGGCAGGCAGACGGAUGGAUGGGCAGACAGGUGGGUGGACAGAAGGACAGACAAAUGGGUGGGCAGAUGGAUGGACAGCUGGACAGACCAACGGGCAGAUGGAUGAACAGACAGAUGGGUGGACAGACCGAACGACAGGUGGGCAGAUGGAUGGAUGGACAGACUGACAGACAAGUGGACAGGCAGAUGGACAGACAGGCGGACCAAUGGAUGGACAGAUAGACCAACAGAUGGGCAGGUGGGUGGACAGACGGACCAGCAGACGGAUGGGAGGAGGUGGGUGGAUGGACCAACAGGCAGGUGGGCAGAUGGAUGGGAAGUGGUCAGACAGAUGGACGGGUGGACGGACAGAUGGACAGAGGGACAGACAGACUGAUGGACAGACUGGCAUACAGAUGGACCAAUAGACAGACAGACCAACUGACAUGGGCAGGUGGACAGAGGGACUGGCAGACGGAUGGAUGGACAGAUUGACCAAUGGAUGGACAGGCACACAGACAGCCGGACAGACCGAUGGAUGGGCAGGUGGGUGGACAGAUGGACAGGCAGGCAGGUGGACGGACAGGUGGAUGGAAAGAUGGCUGUAGAGACAGACAGAUGGACGGAUGGACAGACAGACGGAUGGAGAGCUGGGUGGACAGACUGACGGAUGGACAGGUAGGUGGGCAGAUGGAUGGACAGAACGACAGACACACCGGCAGAUGGACGAAUGGAUGGACAGACAGACCAGUGGACAGAUGGCUGGAUGGGCAGACUGACCAACGGACAGAAAUGGUGGACAGACCGGCAGACCAACAGACACAUACACCAAUGGAUGGGGAGACAGGGAGAUGGAGAGACACGGAGAGGGAGACACACAGGGAUGGGGAGGGACACACAGCGACAGAG
Messenger RNA from Egretta garzetta (little egret), 1948 nucleotides. RefSeq lists its product as uncharacterized. NCBI's taxonomy places the organism in Eukaryota, Metazoa, Chordata, Aves, Pelecaniformes, Ardeidae. The record is from RefSeq and is a predicted model, not a curated record. The transcript is spliced from 2 exons. The coding region runs from base 509 to 1282 and encodes 257 amino acids.